This is a messenger RNA of Meleagris gallopavo (turkey), 3615 nucleotides long. The record is from RefSeq and is a predicted model, not a curated record. NCBI's taxonomy places the organism in Eukaryota, Metazoa, Chordata, Aves, Galliformes, Phasianidae.
CACCACCGCCACCGUCACGCCCCCUGACCCCCUCCCCUCUCAACGGCUCCAUCGUCCCCAAUGGCAGCCCGGCGGCCAGCAGCACUUUGUCCGUCCAGGCAGCGCCGUCCUCCAGCUUCGCCGCCGCCCUGCGCAAGCUCGCCAAGCAAGCUGAGGAGCCCAGAGGCUCCUCGAUAAGCAGCGAGUCGUCGCCUGUCUCCUCACCAGCCACCAACCACAGCUCACCUGCCAGCACGCCCAAACGUGGCCCCAUGGGCCCCAUCAUUGUGCCCCCGGGGGGGCACAGCGUGCCCAGCACACCACCUGUCGUCACCAUCGCCCCCACCAAGACGGUCAACGGGGUGUGGAGGAGCGAGGGCAGGCAGCAAGAAGCGGGGUCACGAGGCAGCAGCAGCAGCAGCCGCGAGCGGCUCAUCUCUGAGCCCCCUCUGACACAGGAGAAAGCGGGGGGUCCCACGGUCCCAACGCACCUCCUGGGCACUCCGUACUCCUUCGGGCUGCCCCCCAGCUCUGUGGUCCAGGACUCCCGCUUCCCACCUCUCAACCUGCAGCGUCCCGUGCACCACGUGGUGCCACCCAGUGCUGUCACUGAGGAUUACCUGCGCAGCUUUCGGCCCUACCACACAGCUGAGGACCUCCGCAUGUCCUCACUGCCACCUCUUGGCUUGGACCCGGCUGCAGCUGCUGCGUAUUACCACCCCAGCUACCUGACACACCACCCCUUCCCUCACCCUGCCUUCAGGAUGGACGACUCCUACUGCCUCUCAGCACUGCGGUCCCCCUUCUACCCACUGCCGGCCCCAGGCUCGCUGCCCCCCCUGCACCCCUCUGCCAUGCACCUGCACCUGUCAGGUGUGAGGUACCCUGCUGAGCUCUCGCACUCCUCGCUCUCUGCACUGCAAUCGGAGCGCAUCUCCAGCCUGGCUGCUGAGAGGUUGCAAAUGGAUGAGGAGCUGCGGCAGAGGGAAAGGGAACGCGAGAGGGAACGGGAGAAGGAACGGGAGAGGGAAGCAGACCGGGAGAGGGAAAAGGAACGGGAACGGGAACGGGAGCGUGAGAAGGAGCUGGAGAGGGAGCGUGAGAAGGAGCGUGAGCGGGAGCUGGAGAGGCAGCGGGAGCGUGCCAGGGAGAAGGAGCUGAGCAUGGUGAAAGCCAUGGAGAGCCCCUUCCUGCCUGUGGCCGAGCUGCAUGCCCUGCGGGGGCACCCGGCUGAGGAGCGCAGCAAGCUGCCGGAGCCCAGCAGAGCAGAGAAACUGAAGGACUCAGUGCUGCCCACGCCAAAGCCCCUCCAGCACCCGCUGCACCCGCCUCCCACCUCGCACCACCCCGUGCCCAGCCUCAUCCCCAACCACAACGUCUUCCCCCUGCCUGGCAGCAGCGCGGCCACGGCGUUGCUCAUCCACCGCACCAAUGAGGAGGAGAAGUGGCUGGCCCGGCAGCGCCGCCUGCGCCAGGAGAAGGAGGACCGCCAGUCCCAGGUGUCGGAGUUUCGCCAGCAGGUGCUGGAGCAGCACCUCGACAUGGGACGCACCCCGAGCCAGCCUGAGCCUGAGCACCGGCCUGACAACCCCAGGUCGGGACCAAGCCGCCAUGAACCGAGCAUCCGUGAGCCAGGCCAGCACUUCGGUGGUCCGCCGCCACUCAUCUCCCCCAAACCCCAGCACCACCCCAUCACCACAUCCCUCUGGAAUCCUGUCUCCCUGAUGGAGAGCUCCUCGGAGCCCCCCCGGCGCCUCCCUGAGCCUCACGUCCUCCACGGCCACCCGGCCCCCUUUGAGCCCAGCCGGCAGGGCAUCCCACUGGUGAAGGUGGAGAGAGUCUUCUGCCCCGAGAAGCUGGAAGACAGUGCAAGGAAAAGGGAUGCGCUGGAGAAAUACCCCCUGCCACGAGAGCCCAGCACUGCGGAGCACACAGGCUUCACCCACACACCAUUCCUAGCCGAGCUGGAGAAAUCCACGCAAAGCAUCCUGAGCCAGCAGAGACCCUCGGCCACCCCUUUUGGGGAGGUGACCAAGCCCAGCUCGCCCUACAGACCCCCCCAGCCCCGCGCCCAGGACCCCAUGUACAUCUAUGACGAGUUCGUGCAGCAGCACCGCAGGCUGGUCAGCAAACUGGACCUGGAGGAGCGCCGACGACGGGAAGCCCGGGAGAAAGGUUACUACUACGACCUGGAUGACUCCUGUGAUGAGAGUGACGAGGAGGAGGUGCGGGCACAUCUCCGGUGCGUGGCCGAGCAGCCCCCGCUGAAGCUGGACACAUCCUCUGAGAAGCUGGAGUUCCUGCAGCUCUUCGGCCUCACCACGCAGCAGCAGAAGGAGGAAUUACUGAGCCAGAAGCGGCGCAAGCGCCGGCGGAUGCUGCGGGAGCGCAGCCCCUCACCACCCACGGUGCAGAACAAGCGCCGCACGCCCUCCCCACGCCUCCCCCUCUCCACCCGCUACAGCCCCGACGAGAUGAACAACAGCCCCAACUUCGAGGAGAAGAAACGCUUCCUCACCAUCUUCAACCUCACGCACAUCAGCGCUGAAAAGAGGAAAGACAAGGAGAAGCUGGUGGAGAUGCUGCAGGCCAUGAAGCAGAAGCCCACGCCGGCUGCCGUGGUGGUGAAGAGCUCUCCACGGGACAGCCCCAGCGGCCCCGCUGCCGAGCCACCGCUGCUGCUGGACCCAGAUAAGCCCGUUGGCAUCGUAGCCUCGGUGCCCGAGGUGCAGAAGCCGUCAGAGCCGGGCAGAGUGGAGCCUUUGAGAACUGCAGAGCUGCCCAGGGUGAAGGAGCCGGCUGAGAAGCCCCGGCUGAGCGAUGGGCACUCGGGGAAGAAGGCACUGAGCAUCCUCAGCUAUGUCAGGGGCCCUCUGCCCAAGGACGUCCCUGUGCCGCUGUCCCACAGCAUGAAUGGCAAAAGCAAGCCUUGGGAGCCUUUUAUUGCUGAGGAGUUUGCCCACCAGUUCCACGAGUCCGUGCUGCAGUCCACGCAGAAGGCGUUGCAAAAGCACAAAGGGGGGACGGCGGAGCAGAACCACAAACUGGACGCCUCCAUCCACUACAACAUCCCUGAGCUUCAGGCCUCCAGCCGCCCGCCUGCCCCACACAACGGCACGGCCGAGGGGCACCGGGCGCUCGCCCCACCGCUGCCACGGGACCGCCGUGACUCGGCCUCUGAGGAUGAGGAGGAGGAAGAUGAGGAGGAGGAUGAGGAGGAGUGCCCCAGGCCCAAGUGGCAAGGGAUCGAGGCAAUUUUUGAAGCUUACCAGGAACAUAUAGAAGAACAAAACCUGGAGCGCCAAGUGCUGCAGACACAGUGCCGGCGGCUGGAGGCCCAGCACUACAGCCUGAGCCUGACGGCAGAGCAGCUUUCGCACAGCAUGGCGGAAUUAAGGUCCCAGAAGCAGAAGAUUGUCUCAGAACGAGAGAGACUGCAAGCAGAGCUGGAUCACCUGCGGAAGUGCCUUGCCUUGCCUGCAAUGCAGUGGUCUAGGGGUUAUUUCAAGGGGUAUCCCAGGUGACCCUCCUUGGGCUAGGCCGAACAUAUAGUCUAGAAAUAAUAAUCUAUUUUAUUACCUUGAAUAUUUAAUAUUUUUCACUGGGAGGUUUGAAGCUACAAAAAAAAAAUUAAAU